Messenger RNA from Biomphalaria glabrata, 1434 nucleotides. RefSeq names its product myosin-4-like. The record is from RefSeq and is a predicted model, not a curated record. Gene Ontology annotation, molecular function: zinc ion binding; nucleic acid binding. Bases 1 to 1434 code for a protein of 477 amino acids. NCBI's taxonomy places the organism in Eukaryota, Metazoa, Mollusca, Gastropoda, Planorbidae. The transcript has 2 exons.
AUGGAGACGAGGUUGACUCUAACCGCCCAGUUCAUCAGUGACGGCCGUGCUCUCGGGUAUGAUGGUGAGAGGUUGGAGAGGUAUGUGGCAGAGCAGAAGGUUGAAUACGAGAGAGCCAAGAAGGAGGAGUUUGAACGAGAGACGGCUAGGCUUGAGCGAGAGGAGAGAUUGAAGAAAGAGGCGAAGGCAGAAGAGGAGAGAUUAAGGAAAGAGGCGCAGGCUGAGGAGAAAGCCAGACUUGAGCGUGAAGAGAGGUUGAGAAGAGAGGCGAAGGCGGAGGAAGAGAGGUUGAGAAGAGAGGCGAAGGCAGAUGAGGCCGCCAGACAUGAACGAGAGGAGAGGGCCAGGCGUGAGGAACACGAGAGGUGGAAGGAGAGAGAUGCUAGAGAGGAGCUCAAGAGAAAAGAUGAACUGGAGUUGGCACGGCUUAAAGAGAAGUCGGCGCCAGAGGCAGGUGCAGUGGUAGGUCAGGCAGUUGAGGUGCGACAAACGAGUGUCUUGGACAGGCUAGACAAGAACUUCCAAGGCAUGAAGGAAGAGGACGAUCUUCUGGCGUACCUGACGCACUUCGAGGCCGUGGCAGCAAGGUGUAAGAUUGAGAGUAAAGAGUGGGCCCUACUGUUGUCCUACAAACUGACGACACCUCUCAAAAACUUUAUGUUGAGGGACAGUCUGUUCCUCAGCGACAAGUAUGAGGAUGUCAAAACGGCACUUCUCCGCCACGCAGACAUUAAUGCGGAGACAUGCCGCAAAAGGUUCCACCGGGUCAAACCACGGCAGAAUGACUUCCGUGGGUAUGUGACUGAGCGGAGGACCGCGCUGGACAACUGGUGCAAAAUGGCCGAGGUAGGAAAGACAGUAGAUGAGAUCAAAGAUCUCUUGAUUAAAGACGGGAUACUUGAAAAUGUUUCAGGGGAGGUCUAUCGACAACUUGUUCUAAACAAGCAAAACACUGUGGAGAACAUGUUAGACAUUAUAGAGGGGUUUAAAGUCGCGAAUUCGGGGGCGUCGCUUGCUAAAGAAGAAAGUGUUUAUGUGGCGGCGGCGUGUGGCGAAGCAGUGAAUCGUGGCCCGGCCGUUGAAAGAAAAGUGAUUGUUUGCUUCGGGUGUGGCAUGAAAGGCCACAAGUCAGUUGAAUGCCCUCAACGUUCGCCAGUAGCGAACUCCACCCCUGUUGCGGAUGGAAGGUCUAAGAAAGCACCCGCAACCCCUGCAAACUCUCACCCAAAUAGAAAUGUUUCAUUAGGGCGUUAUCGGAGGCAAUUUGACGGUAGUGGGCGCAGAAUCCGCGGCACGAGCACGAGACGGCAAAGUUAUGACGUGGAGGGGCGUCCGCCUGAUAACGGAUACGGAAGGUCAGGUGGUACAGGGGCGUACGCACCGAGACCCAACUAUAACAACAGAACCUUUGGCCCACCGAUUAGAUACAGGUGA